This is a messenger RNA of Seriola dumerili (greater amberjack), 1845 nucleotides long. RefSeq names its product claudin-23-like (gene cldn23.1). Gene Ontology annotation, molecular function: structural molecule activity. The record is from RefSeq and is a predicted model, not a curated record. The transcript has a single exon. The coding region runs from base 55 to 879 and encodes 274 amino acids. Lineage: Eukaryota; Metazoa; Chordata; Actinopteri; Carangiformes; Carangidae. Gene Ontology annotation, cellular component: bicellular tight junction; plasma membrane. Gene Ontology annotation, biological process: bicellular tight junction assembly; cell adhesion.
AUUACUAAAGUCAGUUUGGAAGUAAGAGCACGCACUUCAACAGCAGCCGCAAUCAUGCCGACGCGAUCAACGGAGGAAUGGAUCCGGUUGUCCCUGCGUACCCCGGGCAUCCUGAUCUUCGGGAUGGUCUUGGCUCCCUGUGGCUGGAUCUUGGACCUGACCGCCACUGUGGCGCCAAACUGGAGGACCCUCCACCCCACCACCCUCCCGCCGGACGAGUUCAUCCAGCAAGGCAUCUGGGACAUCUGCAGGGCCACCUCGACCUCCACGAGAGAGGAGUGCAACUUGCAGGAUACCGAAUACUUCAACCAGCAGAUCAUUAAUGUCGCUCAGGGUUUGAUGGUAGCCUCCCUCAUCGUGACUCUAAUCGGGCUGGCCGUGGCCAUCCCGGGGGUCCGCUGCUGGAAAGACAGGCCUAACUGGGUUGUGGCCGGCCUGGGCGGACUGUUGAUCUUCCUCUCAGGCGUCAUGACCAUCAUCCCCAUCGCCUGGUACACCCACAUCCUCGAAGACAUCACAUCGGUGACCGCGCUCACAGACGUGCGCGUCGGCUACUGCAUCAUCCUGGGAUACAUCGGCGGGAUUUUUGAAAUCCUGGGCGGCUUCGUCAUGUUCAUCGGGAUCUGCCGUUGCUGCGGAGGAAAGAACCGAGGGGAGACACGGGUUGAUGAAGUCAUGGGCGACCGGUUUAGCCACCAGAAGCCGCCGCCGAGACGCGUAAAUGUGCCAACCCUGGACCGGGCCAGGAGCAGCGCCAGCAGCGUCCCAUACUCCAGGGAUUCCAUGGAUGAUGAUGUGUCCUUCCCCCGGGCCAAGAGCCCCGCAGUUCGGUCAGUCAACACCUCUUACGCUGGUAGACCUUAUGAUGCCGACCUAUGAGAAGCACAUCUCCCACAUCUGGAGACAUUAUUUAACAAAAAAAAAACCCACAGGAAAAGGAAAACAACUUGAGAGGAACUGAGACUGGCAAAGAUUCCAUAAAGAAGCAAUGGUAAUUAGGAUGACUUUAAGCAUUAUGUAUCUGGACCACUGUAGUAAAACAAUACUAGAGAUGAUUACAAUAAAACUGAAAUCAUUUAUAAUAUUCUGGAAGAGAUUGUGAACUUGAACUAAUACCUAAAGUCACCCUAUACACUCAUUGUUGACUGAUUACUGUGAGACCAUAAAUGAAUGUUUCAGUGGUAUCAAGAGAUCAAAUACCUUAAAUAUUAUAAAAUACAAGGUGUAAACUCACUAUUACGUGAAGCAGAAUCACUUUAAAUGCCUCUGAGUAUUACAGUGUUUCACCAGUGUAGGACAGUAAUACUUGAAGGCCCGCAUCUAUAAAAGAGUAAUAUGUUUGAUGUUUGAGUGACAGCUGUGGCUAUAAGGAUGAGACUAAUUAUAGGCUUAGCUUCAUUAUGAUUAAUUGUAUUCUUUAUAGUAAGACAGAUGUGUGCCUCAAGCUGUGCAGUUAUUGAAUAUUACAGUGGAAAGAGACUGCCAUGAAGAAAGUCUGGAACGUGAAGGAUUCUGUGUUACUUUACCAGUGAACAAAAGCUACACUGUUUAGUACAGCUGAGAUAAAUUGAUGUAAAGUUGAAGUUUGCCUUCUGCAAGUGAUGCUGAACUCCAAUUGUAAAUAUUCUCACCUUUAAGGAAGCUUUUACAUUUGUCUGUUUCAUUGGCUGAUGCAUAAACCUUUUUCUUUUUUUUUUUUCAGAUUUUAUUGUAAAUACUGUAUUCUUAUGCACUUUACAAUUACGGCCGACCUUUUUGGGCCACCGGUUGAGGUUGAUGAUAUUGUCCUCAAUGCUCUGUGAUACAAGUGCUAUUUUAUUAAAUGUGCACUGUGUUUCUGAAUAA